Trichechus manatus latirostris (Florida manatee) is the source of this 4780-nucleotide messenger RNA. It is a transcript of the gene PRKAB1, whose product is annotated as protein kinase AMP-activated non-catalytic subunit beta 1. The record is from RefSeq and is a predicted model, not a curated record. Gene Ontology annotation, biological process: signal transduction. The transcript has 8 exons. Gene Ontology annotation, molecular function: protein kinase binding. NCBI's taxonomy places the organism in Eukaryota, Metazoa, Chordata, Mammalia, Sirenia, Trichechidae. The coding region runs from base 296 to 1108 and encodes 270 amino acids. Gene Ontology annotation, cellular component: nucleotide-activated protein kinase complex; cytoplasm; nucleus.
GUUGCUAGAGGUGGGGCGUUGUUGGAAACUGUCGCAAUAUCUUCGCGCUUCUUGGGUUUGCGCCUCCGUCUGUCCGAGCAGGUACAGAGCGAGUGUGAGAUCUCGCCGGACAUGCUUACCGGGUUCUAGUUGGCUUCCGGCCCCGAACUCUCGCCGAAGGGGUGUGGUAGCCCGAGCGUCUGAACCCGUUCCCAAGGGUCCUUGUGACCCUCUCGUUCUGGGAGUCCCCUGUCCCCGUUCCUUUCCCUGGAGUGAGGGCCCGCCCGGCUUCCCCGGUGUCCCCGCAGACCCCGCCAUGGGCAACACAAGCAGUGAGCGCGCCGCGCUGGAGCGGCAAGGUGGCCAUAAGACGCCCCGGAGGGACAGCUCGGGGGGUGCCAAGGACGGGGACAGGCCCAAGAUCCUGAUGGACAGCCCCGAGGACGCCGACCUCUUCCACUCUGAGGAAAUCAAGGCUCCAGAGAAGGAGGAAUUCCUGGCCUGGCAGCAUGAUCUGGAGGUGAACGAUAAAGCUCCCGCCCAGGCUCGGCCAACUGUAUUCCGAUGGACGGGGGGCGGAAAGGAAGUUUAUUUAUCUGGGUCCUUCAACAACUGGAGUAAACUUCCCCUCACAAGAAGCCACAAUAACUUUGUAGCCAUCCUGGAUCUGCCUGAAGGGGAGCAUCAGUACAAGUUCUUUGUGGAUGGCCAGUGGACACACGACCCUUCCGAGCCAAUAGUAACCAGCCAGCUUGGCACAGUUAACAACAUCAUUCAAGUGAAGAAAACUGACUUUGAAGUAUUUGAUGCUUUAAUGGUGGAUUCCCAAAAGUGCUCCGAUGUGUCUGAGCUGUCCAGUUCACCGCCAGGACCCUACCACCAGGAGCCCUAUGUCUCCAAACCCGAGGAGCGGUUUAAAGCGCCCCCCAUCCUCCCGCCACAUCUGCUCCAGGUCAUCCUGAACAAGGACACGGGCAUUUCGUGUGAUCCAGCCUUGCUCCCUGAGCCCAAUCACGUCAUGUUGAACCACCUCUAUGCGCUUUCUAUCAAGGAUGGAGUGAUGGUGCUCAGCGCAACCCACCGGUACAAGAAAAAGUACGUCACCACCUUGCUCUACAAGCCCAUAUGAAGAGCUGGGAGCAGAUGGGCCACAGGGAACAGUUUGCACCACCAGGCUCCACGCGUGCAUGUUUUACACUAGAGGGACCGGACUGUAAAUUUCUCAUUUCACACUCUCAUAAGACAUUUCAUACCUGCCCUAGUCCUCCUUGAAGGUUGUUUCAGGCACAAGCAGCUCCAGAAGAGCCUCGGUCUACAACAGUCCUCUUCUCACCCAGCGGCUGUGAACCCCAUCAAGGUCAAGACAGGAGUCAAGGAGACCAGGAGCUGUGCAGCCACUGCACUGCACUGCCUGAGGGCAAGUGUAAUCCUAAAAUAUGUCCUCUGAGCUGGUCGUGGAGAUGUUUCUUAAGCCAGAAAUGAAUGCUAGUAAAAACGAAGCAGGGGACUGAGGCCACACAAAGUUCCUAAGUGUGUGUGCAUCUUUACAGCCACUGACUUGUCCCUGUUGCAGCCUGGCUGUGGCGCUAACAAUAAGUACAGUGUUGGUCUUCCUGUCCUUUGAAAUCAAAGCAAUAGAUUCUCUCCCAUUCUCUGUCCCAGGGAGGCGACAUUUAUAUAGAAAUUAGAACCUGUCUGGUUUCCAGAUGAAGUUUUACAAUUGUUUCUUACACUUAAGUACACUAAAUACUUUUUUAAAACCAGAGGUGGUUGACUGUAUAGCCUUAAGGCAAUUUUUCAACCAUCACAACUAGAACAUAGAUCAUGUGAAACGUCCUUAGCAAUAACCUGUUCUCAGAACAGACUUCUAAAACCGCUGCUGGGUUUCUCCAGUAAGCUGAAUGAUCCUGAGGGCUGACUAAUGUUGGCUGCAAGGUUGUCCAGCUUUUUAUUCGAGGCAGAGAGGUGACAGUAUUAUUACUAUGAAAAUUUGGGAGAGGCACUGCACUCUAAUUUGAAUUACAGCCUAGGACACCUUGCUGAAGACCUCUGCCGCUAGUUAGCAAACACAGUUGCAGCAUUUGCUGUUGUUUGUACUGAAAAGAAUUUAAAAGUUGACAGCAGCCUUCUCGAUUCAUGUCAGGAAGACAUCCUUUGGACCAAACCGGAGGACUAGGUUUCUCUUCCCUGGGCUCGGUUUCCAGGGAGCUGCCCGCAGAUGUGCCCGUUAGCACAGGUUCCUGUUGCCCAGUCGGCAGAAGUUAACAUUAUGCCCUGUGCUCCUUCCGGGAGGGGGAGGAACGAGGUCCUUGGUUUCCAGUAUUUCUUUGGUAAACCUGAAUUUGAAGUACCCUUUUUUGAUAUUGUUUUCAGAACACUGAAUGACUGUCCCCUUGUCGUACAGGUUUCAAUAAAGCUUUUUAAAGAUAAUUGGGCAUGUGCUUGGAGGACCAUUUUAUCCAGUCAUUUGGGGGCUUGCCCUCCCCCAGAGGUUCAUUCGGUGCGGUGCUUUUCCACACCUGGUCAUGGUACCAUUUGUGUGGCCCAGGGGUGGGGUGAAUGGAUAAGGCUGCUCCAGCUGCCCCAAGGGCUGAGGGCCAUUCCCGGGAUGCAUCCAGUCACCACACAGUUUGGAAGCCUGUUAAGGGGCCUCUAAAGCCCAGCCCCUCUGAGCAGCUCAGUCAGGACAGGAAGCUGAGGAGAGCUGACCACAAAGGUUCCGGGCUUGGGCAGGCUUUUCUCCUCAGGUGAGAGGCUUUGCUUCCUGUUGCUUUUAACUGCUUGUAAACUCUUGGAUGUAGCUUGUUCCAAAGUUGUGUUAUCAGCUAGAACAGUACCCAGUGUCCCUGAUAACACAGAGAUUGAAGGUUACGGGUGUCCCUUUAAGCCUUUUCUUCCCAGGCACUAUGAAACAUAUAAAACGUAGCAGAAAAAAGGGCCUCUGAGUGAUCUGGUCCACUUGAGGUAGAGAGUGGCCUGGAAAGCAUUCCAAGAUGGGUAUUUACCUGUCUCACCCUGGAACCUAAGUGAGGGGGAUCCCUGGAUUUUAGAGUUAGGGUGGACUGUGGUUGUUGGCUGCUGUCAAGUCAGCCCCUGACUCAUGGUAACCCCUUGCACAACAGAACAAAACGCUGCUGGUCCUUUGCCUUCCCUGUGAUCAGUUGCAGAUCAGACUGCUGUGAUCCAUAGGGUUUCACUGGCUAAGGGAUUGCUUAAGUAGACGAAGGGAAACAGACACAAUUCCUAUUUCCAAAACUGGAUAAAAUGUCCUUUAAAUAUAAUUUCAAAUAUAUAGCUAAGCUCAAAAGUAUAAAAAGGAUAUACCAAGUCCCAGAAACAAACCCUUUGGUGAGCUGUGAACACAGGGUGGCCGGGGGCCAGGACCCACACCUGGGGAAGAUGCUCCCAGCAUGAAAUAGCCCAGCACUGUGCUACCUGCUCUGUAACCAGGGAUUGGAGAGGCUGGCUGCUGGCCUGAGUCAGGGCUCGGAAGGGAGCUAUCAGGAAAAUCCAGCAUGCAGAUAAGCUCCACUGACAAAGUACAGAAAAACCGAAGGCGAACAGCCAAUGUAGAAACUAGGUCGGAGCCAGGAAACCCUGUCAGAGACCUCCACAGCCCAGGGAGCCUGGGAAACUCCUCAGGAGCAUGACCCCAUGGUAGAGGAGUGCAGGCAGAACCGUAAACCGUGUCUAAUUCAACAUCCCCCACAGCUUUUUGUAUAUUUAAAAUACUUUCAUUUUCUUUAAAAAACAAUACAUAAAGAAGCCCAUUGCCCAGAAAGACUGCCCACAGACCCAAAUGAAAGACUUUACACCCAAGAAGCUAAAGGUGAUGGCAAGGCCUUUAUGGAUGUGGCAAAGGAAACCGCGCCUUGUUCAGAUCACAGAGGUGAAGCCAAAUGUAGAAUGGGGUGUCCAAGGACCCAGAUAAUACUUUCUUCAUUGGAAUUCCCUUUAUGGGUGAGGACAGGUUACACAGUUAAAGUUUAACUCAAAUUGCUUUUGAACGAAGAUACAUUUUUCUUCUGGCCUUUACAUGCAUGGGAUAUGGCCACAAACAACAGGAAGUCAAGGGACCAGGAAGGAGAAGGGGCCAGCACUUCAACCAGCUCAAUUAGAACAUCUCUUAAGACUCCCAAACCCAAGAUCGAAAACCAAGAAUUUCAAAGUGCUCCCCCUCCAUGGCUGAGGUCUAGAAUUAAACCAUUUUAGGGGAAAACAAACUGUUCAUCUUGUCUAGAUCAAUUACUUCUAGGCAAGCACGAUUUCCUUCUUGGGCUGUGCACUCAAUUCUCCCCUGAUGUCUCCACCAGUAUUUACAAAUGGUUUGAAUGAGUUAAAGACCCAAGUCUGUAGACCACUCAGCAAAUUUCCAUCCAGCUUCUGCAGAAUCCUUCCUUAGCACCUCUCUUCAUCAGCAAAUUAGUGGGGAGAAGGAAUUCGAACCUUCUGCCCCAGAAUGUGAACUAGGAUUGUCUUCAGGGGAAAACAAGGAAGCUGUGAACAAAAUGGAUGUGCAGAAAUCUAGAAGGCCUUAAGAAUCCUUACGGAUGUGAGUCAGACCCUUGGAGAGGAGCCAAAGGCUGGAGCAGCAGCCGAGCCCAGUCCCUGGGGCCCGGUAUGAACCCCCGCACUCUGCCCUCACGUAAAUUACAGGAGGGACGGAAUUGCUACUGUUGUUCCCGUCACAACAUCAGAUACGACGCUGUGGUCAGUUAACGUCACUGGAAAAUAACAGUCAAAGGCUAAAAACAACAGGAACCAUGAGAAAACCAUUUGCCAAAAUGGAUGUUUAUCUGAA